Prosopis cineraria is the source of this 3491-nucleotide messenger RNA. RefSeq lists its product as uncharacterized. NCBI's taxonomy places the organism in Eukaryota, Viridiplantae, Streptophyta, Magnoliopsida, Fabales, Fabaceae. Gene Ontology annotation, molecular function: protein binding. The transcript is spliced from 8 exons. Bases 805 to 2910 code for a protein of 701 amino acids. The record is from RefSeq and is a predicted model, not a curated record.
CUCAACAAACAAGAUCAGCCUUUAUUUUGCUCCACAUUUUCCCUGAGAAAUAUUCAGUUUUGCUUUCUUCAUUCUUGAUCUUGGUGCACUGCAACUGGUAAAUCCUCUCUUCUUCCUCUCUUGGUCUUGUCGAUCUGUUUUCUGAUAAUCAAAAUCAGUCAUCACUCCCUCACGGUCGUCUUUAUUGUUCCUCUCAUCUCAAGAAUUUGGCUAUAUGGAUAAAAAGUAGGUGCCACUGCAAUCGAUAAGUCCUCUCUUGGUCUAGUCGUUCUGUUUUCUGAUAUUCAAAAUCAGUCAUCACUCCCUCACGGUCAUCUUUAUUGUUCCUCUCAUCAAAAUAAUUUGGCUAUAGAUAAGGGGGGAAAAAGGUAACUUUCUUAUUCUGUAUCAUUUUUUUCUUUGUAUUUUACAAAUCAAGAGUGUCGUGUUAAUUAUUUCCUUGUUAUAGUUUAAGACGUGGUGAUUGGAAGAAUGCUUUUGUUUCUUUUAUUGGUUAUUCUUUUUAUAUGAGUAUCUAAUUGGUUUGAUUCAUAUAUUGUCGGGCUCAAUUAAAGGUAGCUUUCCUAAUGACGUUUUCCACAUUUACACAAAUUUGAGCUCAAGCCCUUAUACUUAAGCAGCUAUGGCCCAUUCCAUUAGGACCGACACAGGUUGUUUAUCUAUUAUUUUAGCUUAAAAUGCACCGAAAUUUUGCCCUUGCUGUUAUGGAAAAUGCUAAUUUCAUGAUUACCAACAAAUUGGAAGGAUAGCUGCGAAUCAACAAAAAUGUAGGUUGGUGGCUUUUGCAGGUUUAAAUCAGUACUGAUGGCAAGCUCUUCAUUAAAAGCAGUAUUUUGUUAUAUUCACACAAGAGGAAGAUUUGUUAAGGAUUCAGAAGGGAAGAUGCAAUAUGAGGGAGGAACAGCAUAUGCUAAAUUGAUUAGAGAAGGCAUGAAUUAUCAAAAUUUGUCAACCAUGGUAUCAUCACUACUGGGCACUCAAAGUGAUGUGAAGUUGAAAUUCACAGUCAAGUUUGAUCGCAAUAUAUACAUAGAUCUUGUCAAUGAUGAAGGAGUUGAACAACUGAUAAAUUUUAAUGAUGAUCAGGCAAAUGUAUAUGCCGUUGAAGGAGAUGAAAUUAUAAAGACAUCUGCAGCAUCUCCUAGUUCAGAUGAGGAGCUUCAAGCUUCAUCUUAUGAAGGCGAUGAUGGAGUAAUUUGGCUUCUGCCCAAACUGGAAGGGGAUAGACCAGGACCCGUGAUUGAAAGGAGAGAUCAUAUAACAAUCAAUGGAAACAAAAGUGAUGAAGAUUUUAUUCAAUGGUACGUCUUCUUCUCAUCGCCAAGUGAAUCAUUUGAAUUUUUCCAAGCAAACAAGCAGUUGACCAAGAAUGUCUUCUCACUGCCAACUAAACCAUCUACAGUACAAGUAUUCCAGCAGUGCCCUAAAGAUUCGGACAAUAGAGAUAAAGAGAAAGAGACCGGAUUCAAGCAAAAAGAUGAGCAAAAGGUAGAAGUGUUGGAGGAAUCUUAUUCUAACAAUGGUGUCAUUACCCACCCCAAAGUUUCGAUAUUAAACACAAAAAAUGAACAGCCAAUUAGGGGUUCAGCUUUGACUGCCGACAUGGAACUGCAAAUUAUUCCUCCCUUGUCAGGAUCUGAACAUGAAUCAUAUUGGAAACAAAAGUUAGUAGUACAUGGAGCCUGCAAGGAUUGGAAUUUUCAAAAGGGUGCAAAAAAUGUCAAUGUUUCUGGUCAAACAAGAGACACUAUACUUGAUGAUGCCAUUUUCAAGCAAUGUACCUCACUUGGCAAUACCGCCUUGCACGUAGCAGUUAGCAAUGGAAAUCAUGAUAUGAUAGAGAAGGUUGCUCAAAAUGCUCCCCAUCUUUUCACUGUUGUUAACAACAACAAUGAUACUGCACUACAUGUUGCUGCAAGAACAGGACAUGGCUCUACCAUUAAAUUCCUCUUGAACAACUUUUUGCUUUUUGUAAGAGGUGCUAUAAAUGGUCAUGAUCAUCAGUCUAGUUUAGAAAUGAUACUUAUGGUAUCAUUGGCUUUGUUUCGAAAUAAACAAGGAAACACCUUCCUUCACGAGGCCUUUAUGUUUGGAAGUGACAAUGGCUCUUUUGAUGCUUUUGAUACAUACAGUGGUUCAGAGUUUGAGGCAAGAUUUAAGAGAAUUGUUAAUCAUUUAAUACCAUUUGCAAUCAAUGUCGAAGGGAAAUCAUUGUUGUACUUGACCAUUGAGUUUAACUGUAAGGAUGUUCUUGAUAAGUUGAUGAAUUUCUGUGUCGAGGGUGAGUUGAAGCCUCAAGGAAAAUCACCCUUUCUUCCAAUACUCAUCAACAAUUUAGAUAUGCUACAAACCAUAUUUGAAAAGAAACAUGAUUGGGUGCACUUGAAGAAUGAAAAGGGAUGGCUUCCACUUCAUUGUGCAGCAAUGUUGGGCUAUCUUAAAGGUGUAUCAUUCUUAGCAAAGAAAUGUCCACCCUGUAUCAUGGAAAGGGAUAACAAUGGCUUCUUACCAAUUCAUUGGGCAUGCUUUAAUGGUCAUGUUAAAGUAGUUCAAGAGUUACUUCAAAAAUGGCAUUGGGAUCCCAUCGAGGUGCUUGAUGACAAUGGCCAAAAUUUGCUCCACCACGCAUGUCAAGGUGGAAGUUAUGAAGUAGUGAGGUACUUCCUCAAACAUCCGAAGUUUAAGAUAAUGAUCUAUCAGAAGGAUAACAAUGGAGAUACUCCCUUGCAUUUAGCCACCAAGAUGAGUCGUCCCAAAAUUGUGCAUGCCUUGACGUGGGACAAUAGAGUUGAUCUUUCUUUACUUAACCAUAAUAGCCUAACUGCUCUUGACAUUGCAGAACAAAAACAGGGCAAUAAUAAUCUGUCCCUUUCACAGCGUCUUACAUGGAAGUGCAUUGAAAUCUGCUAAUGCACCUCAAAGCUUCGUAAGAUUUUAUUUAGAUGUUGAUACCAUUUAUAAAACUCCUACCACUGAACAAUAUAAAGAUAGAAUUGACACUUUGAUAUUAGUUUCAACCCUUAUAAUAACAACAUCAUUUGCUGCUGGGUUUACCGUGCCAGGGGACCAAGAUCAAGGCAUUCUUGCCUUGCUAAAUCACCAUAUGUUCCAUUUGUUCAUUAUCUCACUUACAAUUUCUGUUUUUGGUGCUAUUAGUACAACCAUCAUUUUGAUGUGGGCUCGACUAGGGGACCUCCGUUUAGCAACUUUUUCCCUCAAACUUGCAAUGCCUCUUCUAGGUCUAUCCUUGACAACACUGUCUCUUGCAUUUUUUGCUGGUAUGUACCUUACAGUGAGCAAACUUAGUUGGUUAGCCACUACAUUUCUAGUGAUGAGCGUGGUUUCAAUCCUCAUGGUUGUGUUCUUGUUCACCUUGCUUUUAUUUCCCUCCUCAUCAAGCUUACCAUGCCUUCGAUAUAUUUCCUAUUAUCCCUUUCUUUUCUUUGCAAACAUAGCUGAAGGAAAAAUGGAUGCCUCCAAUAAGCAGCGUU